This is a messenger RNA of Penicillium atrosanguineum, 1599 nucleotides long. RefSeq lists its product as uncharacterized. The record is from RefSeq and is a predicted model, not a curated record. The transcript has 3 exons. NCBI's taxonomy places the organism in Eukaryota, Fungi, Ascomycota, Eurotiomycetes, Eurotiales, Aspergillaceae. Bases 1 to 1599 code for a protein of 532 amino acids.
AUGGAGAUCUCAGGGUAUAAACGCCGGAAGUCAAACGGGUUCGCGUAUCCUGCUAUUCCAGUAGGCGACCAGGACAUCGGUUCGUGGGAAACUGCGGACGAGCCGUUUACAAUCCGGCUCAUACCAGGCUACCCCUCCGAAGACAGGCUGAGAGCAGAUACGUUUCGCGCGGAAUCAAUCACCCACGUCAAUAAACAAAAUGAGCAGCUCGUCCGAAGCUACCAUCCCAGUUUAUCUUCUAGGGAGAGAGUAUGGGUCUCGGAGUCCGGUUUCGGUGAGACUGUCUGGCUCGUCGAUUCACCUAUACUUGGACGAGAGAGCGUCUAUGCCGGCGGACGGCCUAUUCACUACCUUCCCGGAGACCAUUACGAGUAUAUUCCUUUGGGGAUUCUCACCCCCCGAUCCCCCGAUAAAUACAAUCAGCACUUUGCUCGAUACAUUAACCCCAGGCGUUUCCUGCGACCCGCUGAUCUUGACAGCCUUCGAGAACUAUUUCCCGAGGCUGUAGGUGCGGAGGUACUUCUUGCGGGUUUCCUGGUUGUUCUUUUCGAAAAUAUGCAGCACGUACAUGAUGCGUACAGCGAGGUCUGGCCGUUAGAGCUAGCCGGUCUUCGAGUUUUCUUUGAUAUUACCCGCUAUGGCUUUACGACAUCACCCAUCCAAUCCGGUCUAGGCGUGAGUACUGACCCAAGUGGAGAACACCAUGCUCGUGCAGGGUGCCUCGGACUCAAGCUCCGGCUACAGAAUGGUUCUAUGGCCAUUACAACCGUCACUCAUGGAUUUGUUUAUUGUCCGGGGGCUUCGAUCCCCGUCAAUAUUUUCAAUAUGUUUCAAAAAAUGAUUGAGAAGGCAAAGCGGUCGUUGACACGGGGCAUGCCAACCAGGGUCGGCAAGAAUGAUGAUGCCUUCGUGAUUCCUAGAGAAGUGCUUACGAAUGACCCGGUCGGUAGAGGAGUAUGGCUGGCCUCUUCUCAUAAAAGGAUUGGCGCUAUAACCCGCACGUAUGACCAGCCAAGCCGCAUCAGACCGUACCUAGAAGGGUACAAUCACGACCUGUGUCUAAUCUCAGAUGCUACGCUUCCAGAUAUUGGCAGCCCCCCAGGCUACCCAACAGUAACAGGAUGGGCAGAUUACUCGGCGGCUCUCGAUGGACAGGAGGUAUAUGUUGUCUGUCACCAGACAAACGUUGCGCGAUGGCGAGUGAUUAGAGGAAAUCUGGAUUCGACCCUCUUUAAGAGGGCAGCAGUUCUCGGCACGGGUUAUAUGUGGGAUAGGAAAAGAAAGUCCCAAAGCUCGUUCUUGCUAUGGCACACAGGUACACAACUUACACCAGCUGACGGGUGGUCUGGGGCCCCUCUAUGCCUGGGGCGGCCAUCAGAUACGGCCGCGAAAGCAGUGGUAUUCCAGAAUUUUCAACGAUCCUAUUUCCUUGCCGGUCCGUCCUUGAAUACGAAAAAUUUUGCCUUGGCCAAAGCGGGGUUUCUUCUCCCACCGGAUGUCAAGAGCUCGACCAUCGUUAGUGCGGAUGUACAAAAUCGGAACAAGCAAUUUGACACACUACCAGCGGCAAAUAGAGACUUGUUCGAGUCCGAAUCUUAG